AUGUUAUCAUCAUAUCAAACAAAUUCAUCAUUAAUAGCAGUUACGAAAGUCUUGAUAUUUUAUGGUUAUCCAUUUAUGUUAAUUUUUGGCAAUAUUGGUAACGCUCUCAAUGUAGUGCUUUUUCUUCGAAAGAAUUUACGGACAACAUCCUGCAAUAAUUAUUUUUUAGUUUCAGCAUUUUCUAAUGCAAUUGCACUGAAUGUUGCCAUUAUGCCAUUACUCUACAUGGAAAGUCAUCAUAUCGAAGAAACAAUACUAUUUUGCAAGUUCCAAGGUUAUGUAAUAAAUGCUGCUCUCCAAAUAUCUCGCUAUUUAAUUAUCAUGGCAUCGUUUGAUCGAUUUGCUCUCUGCUCAACAAAUGCUUAUCUUCGAAAAUUUUCUACUGUACGUAUUGCUCGUCGAUAUGUCAUUCCUUCUAUUAUUGUUAUUUGGCUUAUUAUACCUUUUCAUAUACCGGUUUGGAUAACUUUUCAAGACAAUGUGUGUGAAUUCACCGGAUUGAUAGCACAUUAUGAACUUAUUUAUAGUAUUAUUAUGAUUGGCAUAAUACCACCUGGUCUAAUGUUUCUUUUUUCUCUAUUAAUAUUUCGUAAUCUUAGAUUACGACAACGACGUCGACAAAUUCAUCCAUUUAUUGUUGGUAAUUUGAUUCAACCAAUUAAUGAAACUCGACAUGCACGAAUAAAAGAUCAACAUGUGUUAGGAAUGUUACUUGUACAAGUUUUUGCUUAUGUUGUUUCAAGUACUCCAUAUACAAUAUCUAUGUUUUAUGUUGUUUUAACUAACAAUUAUGAUAUUAAUGCAUUACUUGAACAUGAAUCACGUAUAAUAUUCGUUGUAUAUAUAGCAAAUAUGUUUCGUUUUAUUUGUCCAUUUAUUUCAUUCUAUUUAUUUUUACUUGCUUCAAAAUUAUAUCGCAGAGAAAUGUUAUUAAUAAUAUUACAUAUUUAUCGUCGAUGCAUUGUAUUAUGGGGAAAACUGAGGGCAAUCUUUAUCCUCAUCAUCAUACUGAAGAUUUGA
Messenger RNA from Rotaria sp. Silwood1, 1020 nucleotides. The record is from the annotation of a GenBank genome assembly. Lineage: Eukaryota; Metazoa; Rotifera; Eurotatoria; Philodinida; Philodinidae.